Molecule: messenger RNA, 1062 nt
Organism: Solanum tuberosum (potato)
Lineage: Eukaryota; Viridiplantae; Streptophyta; Magnoliopsida; Solanales; Solanaceae
Exons: 4
Coding region: 1-1062 (353 amino acids)
Source: RefSeq, a predicted model, not a curated record
AUGACUUCUCCAAUAAUUCAAAAAGAUAUUGUGACUGCAUGCAAGAUAGAACCAAUUAAAGUUAUUCUAGAGGAACUAAAUGGUGACUACUUUGCCUUACUAGUUGAUGAAUCUUUUGAUAUUUCACGCAAAGAGCAAAUGGCUAUUAUAUUACAAUAUGUUGAUAGACUGGGAUUUGUGAUGGAGCGACUUAUUGACAUUAUUCAUAUUCAAGAUACUAGUGCAGUAUCCCUGAAAGAGGCAAUUGUUAAUUUACUUGCUCAACAUUCUUUGAGUCCAUCAAGUGUGCAUGGACAAUGUUACGAUGGGAAAAGCAAUAUACAAGUUCUUGAAUUACUUGCUCUUGAUGCACGAAGUAUGGAUGAAAGAGCCAAGGCAACAGGACAUCUUGAAUCUUGUCAAACAUUUGAGGUUGUGUUCAUGUUGCAUUUGAUGAGAGAUGUAUUAGCAAUCACAAAUGAGCUCAAUAAAUGCUUACAAAGAAAGAAGCAAGAUGUUGCAAAUGCCAUGCUACUUGUUGAAGUAGCAAAGAAAAGGUUGCAAGUUUUAAGGGAUGAUGAAUGGAAUUCUCUUAUUGCUAAGUCACAUCAUUACUGUGUUGAAGUGUUUUGCAAUAUUAUUGAUUGGCAACUUCAAGAGCUUAAUGAUCGUUUUAAUGAGGUAGCUACUGAUUUGCUCCAUGGAAUUGCUUGUUUGACUCCAAUUAACUCUUUCUCAAGUUUUGACAGCAAAAAAAUAAUGAGGAUGGCUAAAUUAUAUCCAGAUGAUUUUGAUGAAUUUAAUAUAGAUACUCUUGAGAAUCAACUUGCAAGUUACAUUGUUGAUGUUUGUGAUGUUGAUGAAAGGUUCUCUGAUCUAAAUGGACUUUUUGCCAGUGCAUCCGUUGAAAGAGCUUUCUCGGCAAUGAAGUUUAUCAAGAAUGACUUGCGAAGUCAAAUGAGUGGUGAUUUUUUUAGUGGUUGUUUGGUGCCUUUUGUAGAUAAAGAUGUAUUUGAUAGUAUUCCUAAUGAUGCUAUAAUUAAGACAUUUCAAGAUAUGAAAACUCGUAAAGUACAAUUGUAA